AUGGCGCCUAAUUUUUGGGAGAGGAUGUAUCAAUUGGUGUAUAGCCAAAUCCAUCCAGAUGUUCCUCAUCAUAAUUGGCUGAUACUCCGACUUGCAACGAUCCUAUGCCCGUUGGCCGGCCUGCUAUACUUUGCGAGUGGGUGCAAGAGGAUUAAAACCACCGGCCUGUGGUUUGUUCGCGUCGAUACUUCUGGGUUUGCCCAUCCAAACGUUCAUACGGCGAUUCCUUUCUGGGCAGUACUAUACACAGCAGAUACUUUUAUCAGACCUGCAACAGCAGUACUUCAACUUAUGACUUACCCUCCUCUUUUCAGCUUAGCAUGGGCAACGGUAUAUGCAAGCCCAUCAGAUAAAUUCCGUUUGAAUCAGGCAAGCCAACGAACAGGACAUACUCGCUUGCCCACGAAUGGCAAACCCCGGUUCUUGUCGCCCAAGCUAUUCAACAUAUUGGUCAUCAUUGGUUACAUGUUUCCAUUUCUUGCGACGAUCCCGACGGCGACCUUGGUGGGGUAUCGGGUCUCUCGUAUCAACAGUGCUUGGAGAUCUUUCGAAAAUUCUUCAAGAGUUCUCAUCGAUCCCUCAUCAGCUCCACCAUUAAGAUUAUUGGAACAAAAACUCGCAGGGCAUAGUCUCUCUAUUUUGGACGAAAGCAGUGGAAGUUUACUGAAGCUCAUUAGAAUCUUGGGCGGGAUCUUUUUCAUUGUGGAUGCUUUUGUCGUGCUAGUUAUCGUUGUGGCAUCUCAAAGAAUCAUAAGCGCACUUUGGUUUCAGGUUGGUUGUCUUCGAGAAAGUUUCCACAGACGUCGAGCGAUCAAACUUGACACCCUUCACCGCGCGAAGAGUCAUUCGUCGUCUCCGAUUUUCGAUGAACAGAACCAUACCACUGGCUCAACCUACUAUAUCGACGAUUCAAGCUCGAGUGUAAAAAAAACUUUCAAGCGGUUAUCUUCAGAAGACAGAUGGGCGAGAUGGCUUCCUUCAUUUAGCCGUGGUACUGAAGUCGAUGCGAACACCUGGAGCUCACAUCUCUUUCUCGAGCCUAGACAAGAUUGGGAAGAUAUAGAUGAAGCUCGACUAGUUCAGCAGUACUUAUCCUUGAGGAAGUAUACUUCAAAUACUCUAUGGCAGGCUAUCCUGACCUGUUCUGUCGGUUCGUCGUACGUCAUCCUGAGUGGGAUCACAGUUUUCAAUUCUAUGAAUGUGCCUGCAAAGAUCCCGCUCACAUCUUUUACAAUAUUUGUCUCAACUUGGGCCAACAUCACCUGGAACUUGGGAGUCGGUAUAGGAUUGGGAGCAGUGGGUAUCUCUCUGUUGAUUGAAGUGCAUUAA
This is a messenger RNA of Melampsora larici-populina 98AG31, 1329 nucleotides long. RefSeq lists its product as uncharacterized. The record is from RefSeq and is a predicted model, not a curated record. Lineage: Eukaryota; Fungi; Basidiomycota; Pucciniomycetes; Pucciniales; Melampsoraceae. The transcript is spliced from 4 exons. The coding region runs from base 1 to 1329 and encodes 442 amino acids.